GGAAAACACCGAGGGAGGAGGUCGGACAUCAGGCGCCCUGCCUGGAUUAUCUCAAUAAAUCCUCCUUACAGCAACCCGGUAAAAGCUCUCUGAGCCACAGAGAGGACUGCAGCGGACCAUGGAGUGCAGAGGCCCACUGGCCACAUCUGGGUGGCUGUCGCUGCUUCUGUUGCUGCUACCACCUCCCGGCCACCAGGGACGGGCCCCGAGACAUGGUCUCUCCACCCAGAGGGUCCAGGACCCCCCUGCCGUGCACCUCAGCAAUGGCUCAGGACAAGGGCCUAUCACCAUCAUGACUUUUGACUUCACCAAGAUCAGGAAAAGCUCUUCCUCCUUUGAGCUUCGAACCUGGGAUCCAGAGGGAGUGAUUUUUUAUGGUGAUACCAACCCAAAGGAUGACUGGUUUGUGCUAGGACUUCGAGACGGCAGGUCUGAGAUCCAGCUACACAAUCAGAUGGCCCAGCUCACAGUGGGCGCCGGGCCCCGGCUGGACGAUGGCAGAUGGCACCAGGUGGAAGUGAAGAUCCUUGAGGACUCACUGGUGCUGAAUGUGGAUGGGGAGGAAGUGUUGCGCCUGAGACAGGUCUCUGGGCCUCUGGCCAGCAAACCCCAGCCCAUCGUCAGAAUUGCGGUGGGGGGGCUCCUGUUCCCCGUCUCCAGCCUCCAUUUGCCGCUGGUCCCUGCCCUGGAUGGCUGCCUGCGCCGGGGUAACUGGCUGGACCCACAGGCCCAGACCUCGGGGUCAGCCCCUACUAGCAGCCUCAGGAGCUGUACCGUCCAGUCCCAGCCCGGGACCUUCUUCCCUCCCGGGACUCGUGCAGAAUUCAAUCUCCAAGACAUCCCCCAGCCUCAUGCAGAGCCCUGGGCCUUCUCUCUGGACCUGGGACUCCAGCUGGCAGCAGGCUCUGGCCCCCUCCUUGCCCUUGGGACCCCAGAAAACCCUUCUCAGCUCAGCCUCCACCUCCAAGAUCAAAAGGUGGUGCUGUCCUCUGGGUCGGGGCCAGAGCUGGAGCUGCCCCUGGUCUUGGGACUCCGUCUCCGGCUGAAGCUGGCUGUGUCCGGGGUGGUCUUGAGCCAGGGGUCUGAGAAGGAGAUCCUUGCUCUGCCUGCCUCGGACCUUGCCUCCCUCCUCAAGCUCUGGGUCCAGCCGCUGGGGCGCCUCUUCCUGGGGGCUCCGCCAGGAGAGGCUUCCGCCUCCUUUUGCUUGGAUGGCCUUUGGGCACAAGGCCAGAAGCUGGACAUGGACCGGGCCCUGGGCAGAAGUCAGGACAUCUGGACACACAGCUGUCCCCAGGGCCCGAACAAUGGCACCGACACCGCGCAUUAAAUCCCCACCUAAGAA
This is a messenger RNA of Ailuropoda melanoleuca (giant panda), 1342 nucleotides long. It is a transcript of the gene SHBG, whose product is annotated as sex hormone binding globulin. NCBI's taxonomy places the organism in Eukaryota, Metazoa, Chordata, Mammalia, Carnivora, Ursidae. Gene Ontology annotation, molecular function: steroid binding. The transcript has 9 exons. The record is from RefSeq and is a predicted model, not a curated record. Bases 119 to 1327 code for a protein of 402 amino acids.